UAAUUUAUGCGGAAAGAGUUUUAUUCAGAUGGGUACAUUAAAAAGACACCAGAAAAGACACAGCGGUGUGAAGGAUCAUGCUUGCCCUGAAUGUGGGAAGACUUUUUUUACAGAUGGUGCACUGAAAGUGCACCAGACAGUUCACACUACAGAAACGCCUUACAAGUGUUCACACUGUGACAAGAGAUUCAAACGGUCAGACUACCUGAGAAUACAUGAGAGGAUCCACACUGGAGAGAAGCCAUAUACAUGUGAUCAAUGUGGGAAGAGCUUCAGACUAAAAGAAAUGCUUAAUCGACACAUGGAUAUCCACAAUGGAGAGAAGCCGCACACAUGUGAUCAAUGUGGAAAAAAUUUCAGACAAAAAAGAAACCUUAUCAAACACAUGAAAAGACACACUGAAGAGAAGCAACACACAUGUGAUCAGUGUGGGAAAACUUUUGUGCAUAAAGGAAACCUUAAAGACCACAUGAGAAUCCACACUGGAGAGAAUCUACAUACAUGUGAUCAGUGUGGGAAAACGUUUGUGUUUAAAGGAAACCUUAAAGACCACAUGAAUAUCCACACCGGAGAGAAGCCAUACACAUGUGAUCAGUGUGGGAGGAGUUUCAAACGAAAAGAUAGACUUCAUGAUCACAUGAGGAUCCACACUGGAGAGAAGCCGUACACAUGUGAUCAGUGUGGGAGGAGUUUCACACAAAGAGGAACCCUUAUUGCACACAAGAAAACCCACAGUGGAGAGAAGCCAUAUACAUGUGAUCAGUGUGGGAAGAAUUUCAAACGAAAAGAAAGCCUUCAUGAUCACAUGAGGAUCCACACUGGAGAGAAGCCGUACACAUGUGAUCAGUGUGGGAGGAGUUUCACACAAAGAGGAACCCUUAUUGCACACAAGAAAACCCACAGUGGAGAGAAGCCAUAUACAUGUAAUCAGUGUGGGAAGAAUUUCAAAAGAAAAGAAAGCCUUCAUGAUCACAUGAGGAUCCACACUGGAGAGAAGCCGUACACAUGUGAUCAGUGUGGGAGGAGUUUCACACAAAGAGGAACCCUUAUUGCACACAAGAAAACCCACAGUGGAGAGAAGUCAUAUACCUGUGAUCAGUGUGGGAGGAGUUUCACACAAAGAGGAACCCUUAUUGCACACAAGAAAACCCACAGUGGAGAGAAGUCAUAUACCUGUGAUCAGUGUGGGAGGAGUUUCACACAAAGAGGAAACCUUAUUGCACACAAGAAAACCCACAGUGGAGAGAAGUCAUAUACCUGUGAUCAGUGUGGGAGGAGUUUCACACAAAGAGGAAACCUUAUUGCACACAAGAAAACCCACAGUGGAGAGAAGUCAUAUACCUGUGAUCAGUGUGGGAGGAGUUUCACAACCCUUGUUACCCUUGUUGCACACAAGAAAACCCACAGUGGAGAGAAGUCAUAUACAUGUGAUCAGUGUUUCAAACGAAUCACACAAAGAGGAAACCUUAUUGCACACAAGAAAACCCACAGUGGAGAGAAGCCAUAUACAUGUGAUCAGUGUGGGAAGAAUUUCAAACGAAAAGAUAGACUUCAUGAUCACAUGAGGAUCCACACUGGAGAGAAGCCGUACACAUGUGAUCAGUGUGGGAGGAGUUUCACACAAAGAGGAACCCUUGUUGCACACAAGAAAACCCACAGUGGAGAGAAGUCAUAUACAUGUGAUCAGUGUGGAAAGAAUUUCAAACGAAAAGAAAGCCUUCAUGAUCACAUGAAAAUCCACACUGGAGAGAAGCCGUACACAUGUGAUCAGUGUGGGAGGAGUUUCAUACGAAGAGUAACCCUUUACAAACACAAGAAAACCCACACUGGAGUGAAACAGCACCAGACAGUUCACACUACAGAAACACCUUACAAGUGCUCACACUGUGAAAAGAGCUUCAAACAUUCAACACAUCUACAAAUACAUGAGAAGAUCCACACUGGAGAGAAGCCGUAUCACUGCCAUUCAUGUGGGAAGAGAUUCACUCAAUUAUAUUCUUUAAUCUGUCAUAAAUUACAUGUCUGCAUGUCUGAAAUUACAGUAAGUAGAUGAAGUUCUGAUCCUGUACUUCCAGGUGCUAGGUAGGGCUGCAUCAAGUAAUUAUUUUGCUAAUCGAUUAAUCAGAGAUUAUUAGAACGAUUAAUCAACUAUUCGUUGAUUAUUUCACAGAUUAAUCAGUAUCUUUAUUAAUUAUUUGGCUUGUGGAGUUUGUUAAAAUGCUGAGUUACACCCAUUCUAACUAAUAAA
Sinocyclocheilus anshuiensis is the source of this 2248-nucleotide messenger RNA. Its product is annotated as gastrula zinc finger protein XlCGF57.1-like. The transcript is spliced from 2 exons. Gene Ontology annotation, molecular function: RNA polymerase II cis-regulatory region sequence-specific DNA binding; DNA-binding transcription factor activity, RNA polymerase II-specific. Gene Ontology annotation, biological process: regulation of transcription by RNA polymerase II. The coding region runs from base 29 to 2053 and encodes 674 amino acids. Lineage: Eukaryota; Metazoa; Chordata; Actinopteri; Cypriniformes; Cyprinidae. The record is from RefSeq and is a predicted model, not a curated record.